Molecule: messenger RNA, 2601 nt
Organism: Euleptes europaea (tarantolino)
Lineage: Eukaryota; Metazoa; Chordata; Lepidosauria; Squamata; Sphaerodactylidae
Gene: DPY19L1
Product: dpy-19 like C-mannosyltransferase 1
Exons: 21
Coding region: 1-2601 (866 amino acids)
Cellular component (GO): nuclear inner membrane
Molecular function (GO): mannosyltransferase activity
Source: RefSeq, a predicted model, not a curated record
AUGGCCCGGGCGAGGCGAGGCAGGGGACGGGGGCGGCCGCCCGCGCCCCAAGCCCCAGCCGACGACGCGGCGGCCGCCGGCCCGCCUCCUUCGCCUUCUCCUUCUCCUCCUCCCCCCUCGGCCCCGCCUCCCGGCCCGCCGCCUGAGGAGCAGGGCCCGGACGGGGAGGCGGGGCCCGAGCGCAGCCCCAGCCCCGAGCCGCCCGCCGAGAGCCCGCCCGCCGCCGCCGCCUCUCCCCGCGGGCUGCAGCGGCCGCUGGGCAGGCUGCUUCCCGGGGGGGCCGCCUGCGCGAUGAAGCGGGGAGGGGCGCGGAAAGGCGCCGCCGGCGCCUGCCACCGGCGGGGCUCCAGCCGGGACCGGCUCACCCUCGACUUCCGCGCCUGGCGACACUGGCUGUGCGGUGAGGAGACCGGAAGGAAGGCGAAGGGAAGGGGGGAAUGGGUGGGCGGUGGGAGCAAGGCAGCCGCGCGGCCCCUCUUCCCGCCCCGCCAAGCCCGCUCCUGGGCAGCCAGCCCCCUCCGAGAGCCUCGGCGUGGCCUCCCGAGCAAGGGAGGCGUACGGCUGCGGCGGAAAGGAGGACUUUUCUGCCGAGUAAACGUGGACCGGGUCGAGCGGGAAGGCUGCGCCCCCCUUAACGCGGACUCGCUGGGCAGGAGAGUUCCUGGGGGGUACCAUAUAACAAUGCUGUUUGAAAACAACAGUCACUUUUCUCAUCUUUCAGCUCUGGAAAGGGAAAUGGUUUUUCGAACAGAAAUGGGACUUUAUUAUUCCUAUUUCAAGACCAUUGUUGUGGCACCAUCGUUUUCAAAGGGACUGUUGAUGAUUAUGAAUGACAACAUAACUGAAUAUCCUCUUGUGAUCAAUACACUGAAAAGAUUUAAUCUCUAUCCAGAGGUUGUGUUAGCCUUUUGGUACCGCAUAUACACAGGAAUGAUGAAUGUUAUUGGUAUUCCAACAAAGAGCUGUUGGAUUGUGAACAGAGGAGAAGGUGUCAGUCCUGUUGAAAGCUGUGAAGGUUUGGGAGAUCCUGCUUCUUUUUAUGUGGCUGUGAUAUUUCUUCUGAAUGGAUUAUUGGUGUCAGUAUUCUUCAUAUAUGGUACAUAUCUAAGUGGGAGCAGAUUUGGAGGACUACUUACAGUGGCGUGCUAUUUCUUCAACCAUGGGGAAAGUACUCGUGUGAUGUGGACCCCCCCUCUUCGUGAAAGCUUCUCAUAUCCAUUCCUUGUGGUUCAGAUGCUGUUGCUAACCUACAUUCUCAGGGCUCCAAAUGUUAGUAGAAGAAGCCUGAUUGCAUUAUCUGUUGUUAAUGUUUUAUUCAUGCUUCCGUGGCAGUUUGCUCAGUUUGUCCUCCUAACACAAAUGGCUUCAGUUUUUGGUAUAUAUAUACUGGGAUUCAUGGACUCAUGCAAACUACAGAUGAUAAUUUAUGCACAUAUGGCAUCACUUGGAGCCUGUUUUGUCUUGAUGUUUGGAAACUCUAUGUUGCUGACAUCCUUCUAUGCUUCCUCUUUAGCAGUUAGCUGGGGUAUUCUUGAACUCGGUCCUAAAUACAUGAAAAAUUAUAGAAGAGACAUUCCUUUGUGGGCUGUUAAAGGAUUUGCUUGGGUAUUAGGGACAGUUGUCCUGAAGUGGUUGAUGUGUCUAAUACUUGGAAUAUCUGAUGAUGCUCAUAUAAGCAACCUGUUGAAAGCAAAACUUAUUGGUUAUAAGGAUUUUGAUACAUCAAUGUACACCUGUGCUCUGGAGUUUGAUUUCAUGGAAAAAGAGACUCCAGUAAGGUACAUGAAGACAUUGCUGCUUCCAGUUGUUCUUGUCAUUUUUUCAGUAAUUUCACUGAAGACAUAUCAACAUAUGUUAGCCAGCAUAUGUAAUGAGGAAUACACGGAAAGACAGGAGGAUCGUUUUAUUCGUGGAGAGCUAGUGUACCACACACUGCAACUUUUUAUAUUUGCAAUUCUUGCAAUUUUAGUUAUGAGACUAAAGCUAUUUCUUACACCUCAUAUGUGUAUCAUGGCAUCUUUGGUCUGCUCAAAACAACUGUUUGGAUGGGUCUUCUGCAAAAUCCAGCCUGGAACUCUUGUUGUUGCCAUUUUAGCAAUGAUGGCAUUCGAAGGGAUAGCAAAUGUUCAAAAAGAAUGGAGUAUUGUCGGAGAAUUUAGCAACUUGCCACAAGAAGAGCUGUUGAUGUGGAUAAAAGAAAACACCAAAGAAGAUGCUGUUUUUGCGGGAGCAAUGCCUACAAUGGCAAGUGUAAAAUUGUCCACACUUCGGCCUAUUGUGAAUCAUCCUCACUAUGAAGAUGCAGGAUUACGAGCAAGAACAAAAAUAGUUUAUUCCAUGUAUAGUCGAAAACCAGCAAAAGAAGUUAAAAAGGAAUUGCUCAAGUUGGGGAUAAAUUAUUACAUAUUAGAAGAUUCUUGGUGCCUGAGAAGAACUAAGCCUGGCUGCAGCAUGCCAGAGAUCUGGGAUAUAGAAGAUCCUGCCAAUGCUGGGAAGAAUCCAUUAUGCAAGCUGCUGAGCAAAGAUUCCAGGCCAUUUUUCAGAACAGUGUUCAACAACAACGUAUUCAAAGUAUUAGAAGUCAUCGGAAGAACUUUUUAG